AUGACUGACGUGGAGAUGGAAUCAGUCGGUACGUGUGAGUACGACCCAGAUGACAUGUACUUGAAGGGACCACUGGCGAGGAUGGCGACAGCUACAGUAGGACAAAUGCCCAACAUGGUCCCUCGCAUUGAACUUGCAGCUACAUCGGACCUCAAGGAUUUCCACGGAAAUGAUCAAGACGAGGACCGAGCACGCAGUUGA
Molecule: messenger RNA, 201 nt
Organism: Peronospora matthiolae
Lineage: Eukaryota; Oomycota; Peronosporomycetes; Peronosporales; Peronosporaceae
Source: the annotation of a GenBank genome assembly